Molecule: messenger RNA, 210 nt
Organism: Pelobates cultripes (western spadefoot toad)
Lineage: Eukaryota; Metazoa; Chordata; Amphibia; Anura; Pelobatidae
Source: the annotation of a GenBank genome assembly
ACGGGACGGAAAGUACGCCGCACAUCCAAGGCCUAUCCAGACUACAGGGCCUUUGAGACGGCGCUCCACAACGCGGUCUUCUCCACUGCCAUACCGCCCACGGAGCACACAGACACCGACCCGAUAAACAUGGGACGAAAAUCCCAGCGGAUAGCUACAGGUGCGUGCAAAGAUACCCAAGACAUUAGCACCAUGCUCCAGCGCACAGCG